Molecule: messenger RNA, 1575 nt
Organism: Glossina fuscipes
Lineage: Eukaryota; Metazoa; Arthropoda; Insecta; Diptera; Glossinidae
Product: CAAX prenyl protease 1 homolog
Exons: 2
Coding region: 162-1523 (453 amino acids)
Biological process (GO): CAAX-box protein processing
Cellular component (GO): endoplasmic reticulum membrane
Molecular function (GO): metalloendopeptidase activity
Source: RefSeq, a predicted model, not a curated record
AUAUAAAAAGAUUAAUAAGUGGUUGAAUUUUCCACUUUCCGGCAUAAUUUUUCAUUAAAAUAAAUAAAAGAAAUAACAUAUUUCUGUUUUUUCGACUUGUGGAAAGUAGAAAGUAGACUUUUUUUUAUUGCUCACUUUGGCGAUUUCCCUUUUAAUAGAAUAUGAGUUCAAUGACAGAAGUUGAGCUAGUGCUUUAUUGCAUUAUAGCUUUGAUUAUUUUAGAAAAUCUCUUCGAAGUCUAUAUUGCCUUACGUCAAGUUAAGGUGUUUAAAACGUCAAAUAAAGUUCCUGAGGAGCUAAAGGCUCAUAUGAGCAACGAGACAUUCCACAAAGCGCGCAAAUAUGGCUUGGAUCGUGAGCAGUUCGGAAUUUGUAAAUGUUUGUUUAUGGAUGUUUGUGUUAUACCUCUUGAAUUAUAUUUCGGGUUAAUGGCUUAUAUGUGGCAAGCUGCCUUAAAUUGGGUUAACUACUUUAAAUUGAACGCCAAUAAUGAGAUUAUAGUCAGUUGUUUCUUUGUGGUGUUGAUUAGCUUACAUGGCUAUUUAAAAGAUUUACCUUUCAAAUUGUAUGGCACUUUUGUAUUGGAACAGAAACACGGCUUCAAUAAGCAGACAGCAAGAUUUUUUGUAUGGGAUCAAAUCAAAGGUUUGCUGGUGGGCAAUAUUCUAACGGUUUUGGUAUCUGCCGCUGUGGUGUUCAUAGUUCAAUGGGGUGGUGAACAUUUCUUCAUAUACCUUUGGGUAUUUGCCGGUGUAUUGUCGCUAAUAUUACUUACCAUUUACCCCAUAUUUAUAGCGCCUCUCUUCGAUAAAUACACUCCCUUAGAAGAAGGAGAAUUACGGAAAUCGAUUGAAGAGUUGGCGGCCUCGUUAAAAUUUCCUCUAACUAAACUCUAUGUGGUGGAAGGGUCAAAACGAUCAUCACAUAGCAAUGCUUAUUUUUACGGGCUAUGGAAUUCUAAACGCAUUGUUUUAUUCGACACCCUAUUGCUGAAUAAAGGUAAAAAGGACAUUACAGAUUUAAAAGACGAAGAUAAAGGCAAGGGCUGCACUAACGAAGAAGUAUUAGCAGUUUUGGGCCAUGAGCUUGGACAUUGGAAAUUAGGCCAUGUUACGAAAAAUAUUAUCAUCAUGCAAAUUAAUCUUUUGCUAAUCUUUUUUAAUUUCAACACUCUUUUCAAAUAUGCGCCGUUUUAUGAAGCUGUAGGGUUUGCUCCUGGCGUAAGACCUGUACUAGUUGGGUUGUUUGUCAUUCUCAGUUAUGUUAUGGCGCCGUAUAAUGCUCUCCUGGGUUAUGCUAUGACAAUCCUAUCCCGUCGUUUUGAAUAUCAGGCCGAUGAGUUUGCCCAAAAAUUGGGCUUCUCUGAGAAGCUAUGUGAAGCUCUGAUUAAAUUAAAUCUCGAUAACCUCGGGUUUCCUAUACACGAUUGGUUAUAUUCGUCAUGGAGUCAUUCUCAUCCAACUUUGCUGCAACGCAUGCAUCGCCUCCAAGAACUUGAUGAAGCUGAUAAAAAGAAAAAAUAAUUUAUCAUUUGCUGCCGUAAAUUUUUUUUUUAUAGUUUUUCUAACCUCAAUA